AUGGCCAGUCUGCGGCGCCGCUGGCCAGUCAGACGUCCCACACCGUGCGGCACGCCGGCGGCAAAUGUGGGCUUUGGUCGUCUCCGGUCGCCGCCGCAGAUGCGUACUCUCGAAGCCGCAGCUCGGUGA
This is a messenger RNA of Spirodela intermedia, 129 nucleotides long. NCBI's taxonomy places the organism in Eukaryota, Viridiplantae, Streptophyta, Magnoliopsida, Alismatales, Araceae. The record is from the annotation of a GenBank genome assembly.